AUGAGCAAGAGCCCUUUUCCUCAAGACCAGCAAGUCAUCCAACUUACGACCCUACAGGGCGCCGCCCAGGGCAGCGCGAGUUUGACUACCUCAAGUCCCGUCCAUUCUCAGCAGCAGCAACUUGCUUUCUCCGGGGACAUCGAGGCCAGCGCUGGGAGUAGCACUGUCGGGCCCCACCCAUAUCCUUACCGACCCCAACUUACCGACCCCAACCCUCAGGGUGACAAAGCCGCCGAAGCUGAAGCUGUGGCCUCCGUGCUGCCCGUCCUGAAUGAUCAUUUGAAGCGCGGUGUUAAGCAGCAGCAAGUCGCCCACCCCCCAGAGGCCAUGGAAUCAAUGGAAGGAGAGGGUGGUCUAGAAGGCGACGACGAGAGGGGGCAGCCAUCGGGAACAGUGGCGACUGAGGAUGAAGAAAUGGAUGCCAAAUGCACCUCCAUAUCCAAUCGCUCCUCCCUCACCCCCGCCGCGCAACCUCAAGCUAACCCUCACGAGUUUUCGCAUGGCCCCUGGAACGAUCCAGGGCCCCUCCUACAAUCGCUUCCACCCCGUACUCCAGAAUAUCAUUCAGGACGUUCAGAACGGAGACCAGGGCUUCAGCUUCGGGGGCAUACACCCAACGACCGUGAAGGAGACUAUGGAAGUCAACGUCCCCUGGACAGCACCACCCUUCUUGACGUUCUUCAAGCACCUCCUGCUAUACCUCAAGAGCAGCAAUCCCGAGCGCCAAAAUCUCAAAAACCGGUACACAAGCUUCCCAACGAUGUUAUUCAAGUUGAAGAGUGCGAGUCGUCCGAGUGA
This is a messenger RNA of Cryptococcus wingfieldii CBS 7118, 798 nucleotides long. RefSeq lists its product as hypothetical. The transcript has 5 exons. Bases 1 to 798 code for a protein of 265 amino acids. NCBI's taxonomy places the organism in Eukaryota, Fungi, Basidiomycota, Tremellomycetes, Tremellales, Cryptococcaceae. The record is from RefSeq and is a predicted model, not a curated record.